AUUUUCUGCCUGUUGCCACAGAUUUUCCGCCGCUUGUUGCUGCUGGUUUUCCGUUGCUUUUCGCCGCCGAUUUUCUGCUGCCCGUUGCCGCUGGUGUUCCGCUACCUGUUGCCGCUGAUGUUCCGUUGCCUGUUGCCGCUGAUGCUCCGUUACCUGUUGCCGCUGGUGUUCCGUUGCCUGUUGCCGCUGGUGUUCCGCUGCUUGGUUUUCCAUGUUUUCUGGUUGCUGCUGCUG
Molecule: messenger RNA, 234 nt
Organism: Ambispora leptoticha
Lineage: Eukaryota; Fungi; Glomeromycota; Glomeromycetes; Archaeosporales; Ambisporaceae
Source: the annotation of a GenBank genome assembly